AUGGUGUUAAUUCAUAUAAAACAUAACGAUGAGAGCCAAUUUCUGUGCGAGUCAACUUUAAGUACGUCCGUAGACGAUUUGGUGAAUAAUGUUGUUACCAUCUACAAUGGGAGAUUGAAGAUCGAUAGGAUUUGCUGCGAAAUGUCAGAGUUAGCUAAUUAUGGUACAAUGUAUCCACCUGAGAUUAUGGGUCUCACGGAAGAGCAAGUAGAAGAAUUAAAAUUGGUCGAUACUUGGGGCAACAAAUGCAUUCCCAGCGGCGGUUUCGGCGAAAACAAAGAUCCUAUUGGUCGAAGGAAUGGUAAACAACCGCGCAAAGAAAUGCAAGAUAUAUUAAAUAACACGGCAAAAGAAGCCAAAGAUUUGAUUACCAAAAAUCUAGUAGCGCAAAAUCAAUGUUUAACAAUGAAGAUCAUUCAGGAAGCUUUGAAUCUUCUGAAAGGCGCCGUCACCAUUGUAUAUCCGAUGAAGUUACCACCGCACGAUGUAAUCAGGAUGGAAUUUGAAAAUAUUGAAGAUUUGUCGGGGACGCAAGCCGCCAAAGACGUGAUCGAUGCUACAGCAGCCAAAAUUUGGUUCUGCGGCAAAGAGAUGUACAGGGAUGGUAAAACCGUUGGGGAUUACAUUGGAAAGAUUGAGAAUUGCAAGGUGAUUAUGAAAAUAUCGAAACCCGGUCAAGGUGCGCCAGGAAGGGAACCUGUUAUGAAUGAGGAACAAAGGAAGCAGAUAAUGUUACACGCCUACCGGAAACAGGAAGAAAUGAAGAAAUUAAUGGCCGACGACGAUGACAGCUAUUUGAAUUCGAAGUGGGCCGACAGCGGAAAUUUGAAGAGGUCCUUCCACGGAAUGGAUAAGAUUUCUUGGAGACCCGGAAAAUAA
Messenger RNA from Nicrophorus vespilloides, 879 nucleotides. RefSeq names its product UPF0769 protein C21orf59. The coding region runs from base 1 to 879 and encodes 292 amino acids. Gene Ontology annotation, biological process: regulation of cilium movement. Lineage: Eukaryota; Metazoa; Arthropoda; Insecta; Coleoptera; Silphidae. The transcript has 2 exons. The record is from RefSeq and is a predicted model, not a curated record.